UCACUCUCUCUCGCCGAGAAUUGAACCAUAGCUCCACCGUCCGCCACUGCGCUCCGCGGCCGUUCCUUCUCAUCAGUCAGAAAACAGAUUGGUAAUUUCCGCUAAACAGGUUCAUUUCUUAGGGUUAGGGGCUUCUCACCUGGCAACCAAGGUUCAAAAGAAUGGCUGUUGCCAAUGGCUCUGGUGAUUAUUCUUCAAAAAUGGAGCUGGAUGCAUUUAGACACCUUUUUCCUAUGCAAUUUCAUGAUAGCCAUCAUGCCAAAUCAAUACGACCCGAUGCCCGUGAAAUCAGAGAAGCUAGAUACACAACAGUUGUACUUGGCAGUGUUGCAUCGGCAGAUGGAUCAGCACUUGUGAAGAUUGGAUCCACUACAAUGUUGGCUGCAAUUAAAAUGGAAAUCAUGACACCUACAGCUGAAUCACCAGAUGAGGGAUCCAUAGCUGUUGAAUUCCAUAUGCCUCCAAUUUGUUCUCCCGUGGUCCGACCAGGCAGGCCAGCAGAUGCUGCUCCUGUAAUUUCAAAACAACUGUUAGAAACCAUCACUAGUUCUGGCAUGAUUGAUUUGAAAGACUUAUGUUUGUUUAGCGGGAAAGCUGCUUGGAUGGCCUAUCUGGACAUAUACUGUUUGGAUGCUGAUGGUGCCCUGUUUGAUGCUGCAUUACUUUCAGCAGUUGCUGCAUUUUCACAUUUAAGAAUCCCUAUCGUUUCUUUGAAUGAUGAUGGAAGAGUAGUUCUUGUCCCCAAAAACAAAGACAAGAAUGCUAGCGAGGAAUUGAAAGGACCUGCUAAUAAAGAAGAGAAGCGAAAGCUCAAAUUGAAGAAUGUGCCAUUUUCCUUGACAUGUGUACUUCACAAGAGCUAUAUCAUAGCAGACCCUACAGCAGAGGAGGAAUCUCUAAUGGAAACAGUUGUUACUGUGGUGUUGGACUCAUCUUAUCAGCUCUUGUCUCUUUACAAGCCAGGGGGACCUGCUGUUGCCAACACAUCAGCUAUUCAGGGUUGUGUGACAUUGGCAUGGCAGAGAAUCAAUGAACUCAAAAAGAUAUUACAUGAAGCUAUUUCUGAUAUGGAGGUGGACUGAGUGCACUAUUAUCCAUACAAACAUUUCAGCUGGCAGCUGGCUUUCUUUGGUCUCUUCCCUUAUUUAUUUCAUUCUCAAUUCCGGGAAAGUAGCCGGAAAAUUUUUGCUGUAUAUCAAUGGGUAUUAUUUGCAUAUUGGCAAAUCUGUUAUGUUUACUUUGUAUAAAAGUACACUUAUGAAAUGUUUAAUCUUUACAUUGU
Ipomoea nil (Japanese morning glory) is the source of this 1282-nucleotide messenger RNA. Its product is annotated as exosome complex component RRP43-like. Gene Ontology annotation, biological process: U5 snRNA 3'-end processing; nuclear polyadenylation-dependent mRNA catabolic process; U1 snRNA 3'-end processing. Gene Ontology annotation, cellular component: nuclear exosome (RNase complex); cytoplasmic exosome (RNase complex). Bases 162 to 1082 code for a protein of 306 amino acids. The transcript has 9 exons. The record is from RefSeq and is a predicted model, not a curated record. Lineage: Eukaryota; Viridiplantae; Streptophyta; Magnoliopsida; Solanales; Convolvulaceae.